AUGAAUUCAAACCGCAGCAACAGUCCAUUUUCGUGGGUCGAGAUAUUCAAGCUGCCUUUCUCGUGUGCCACUUUUAUACAAGCUUUUACGAUGCUGUUUAUCAGUGCAUCCAAUCCUUCUCAAGGUGGAAGCAAGAGAUAUUCCAUCCCCCCCGCCGUAUUCAACUUCUUUCUGAUAGGUUUCCCAGCACUUAUUGUAGUCGUGUCGCUGUACUUGGUCGGAUACAAAGUGGUCUCAUUUCAGCAACAAGAUGCCUCAUACAACUUCCUAAUUAACCUACUCGCAGAUGCUGGCAAUCUAUGGGAUGGAGGCAAUCUAAUUCUAGCAGACUCGCAAAAAGCUUCGCUUCAAACUGCGUAUGAAGUCUUCACCAGACACACAUUGCAGAAAAACGAAAGCAGGUUUCGCAUAGGUAUAUUUUGGUCUGUCGUGGAUAUUCCCGCUAUCGUGUUUUAUCUUGCUGGUGUUUCUGCGUUGGUUACGACAGUUUACAAGCCCAUCAAGACCCCUAAACAGUUGCAAACAAUACCCUACAGUUUAGAUGAAAAGAUCAAAUUACCUCCUGUGCAGAUGUUCGGAAGUGCACCUAUCGUACUCAAAAAGGAAAAUCCGAACCCGUUAGCACGGAGUCUAAAAUAUUUAUGGUUCCAUAACUUAGCGAUGUCCAUAGCACUCUCCAUGGACUUAGCAACCAGUAUGAUUUUCUAUCUCAACAACGACAACCUCAGACAGCUGCGGAUGGCGGGGAAGUUCCUUAUUACAAAUCUGUUGAGUGCAAUCUUCAUUCUCCUUGCACUGGUUAUUCUACUGGCUCGAAUAAUUGGAGACGGAGAAGAAGCGAAGAAAUCAGCUGCUAAAUGCACUAGCGACUACGAGGGCGGUCACUCUGGAUCAUUGAAGUUGGUACCUGAGAAGAAGUAG
Molecule: messenger RNA, 921 nt
Organism: Puccinia graminis f. sp. tritici CRL 75-36-700-3
Lineage: Eukaryota; Fungi; Basidiomycota; Pucciniomycetes; Pucciniales; Pucciniaceae
Exons: 8
Coding region: 1-921 (306 amino acids)
Source: RefSeq, a predicted model, not a curated record